CCGCUCCGUGCACGUACAACGUAUACGUGUCGCGCGUAUACCUGUCAUGGAUUCCGAGGAUCGACCGCGGCCGCCGCGGGCACGCGUGAUCGCGCGAUUCCCUGCGUGAGAGUGUCGCGCAUCGCACGCAUCGCACGCAUCGCACGCACCGCACGCACGCACGCCGAGCCCGACGGACGUUGGUCCGACGUGCACGAGGAAGCGCAAUCGGACGGUGUCGACCGCCGCUGUCGUCGUCGUGGACCAGGCGUCGUCGUCGUCGUCGUCGUCGUCGUCGUCGUCGUCGUCGUCAUCGUCACCGUCGUCGAUCAUGAGCGUCGCGGUAUCGUCGCGCGGAGGAAGGUGUCGUCGCCGCCGUUGGUGAACGAGCUGCUGAGAGAGACGCCCGGGAGAGAGUCACGCUGACGCGACGCCGCGCACCGGGAAGCGCGGCGUGCCGAAAUGAUUACCCUCAUCGGCGACGGGCCUUCUGUUCUCAUUCGGAGCACGGACCCUGAGGAGCAGGCGGCAGCGGACGAGUGGGAGCUUUAAGAGCCGGAGAACGUGUCGUGCUGGAGAACGACACGCUUAACGUCAUCGUCGUCGCCGUCGUCGUCGACGAGCAGACGGGAAGAGAGUGCGUUCUCUCGCAUUCGGCGAGGACAGACCGGCGGAGAGCCACGCGACGAGGAUGAGGCAGGUAGUCGUGCUGGAGCCAGCGGGCAGCCUCCUGGUAAUCAGACAGACCUCCCUGGGUGGCGGCGGCGUCGCCACCACCGGCAAUGUCAACUCCAGCCCAACGGGCACCAAUGACACCCACGCUUUGGUCAAUCACGCCGCCGUCUCCACAAUCGCCUCCAACGAUCACAACCAGAACAGGAUACUCGUUGUGCGCUCGUCUACCUCGUCCACCUGCAUGACCAGCUCGGCCGACAAUCACGUAUCGACCAACGGCAAUAGCAACAUCAACAUUAACGCGAAUGUUAAUGGGAGCCCGGGCGGUAUCAACUGCAAACCGUCGUCGAAGGUCGGAAUUGGCGGCGGUGCCUGCAAGCCGAACGAGAGAAACGAUCACCUACGAAACGAGCACAAGAACCAGGAGGGAGUCGCCAACGGCAACGAGCCGAACCUAGUCGCUGGAUGUCGUCCAAGGACGAGCAAGGAAGCCGCACACGAGAACGUCGCCUCCGACAGGAAGCUCGAUGGCGCGGAUCCCAUCUCCCAUGGCGACCCGAUAAAGCUUCCUGAAAAUCUGGAAACCUUGCCGCGAGCUGAACACUUUCCAACCCAGAGGCAUCGAUGGAACACCAACGAGGAAAUCGCCGCCAUCCUAAUCAGUUUUCAGAGGCACGCCGAAUGGCAAAGUCGGGAGGUAAAAGUACGACCACGAAGUGGUUCAAUGUUACUGUACUCGAGGAAGAAAGUACGCUACCGGCGGGACGGUUAUUGCUGGAAGAAAAGAAAAGAUGGAAAGACUACACGGGAGGAUCACAUGAAACUGAAGGUUCAGGGAGUCGAGUGCAUCUACGGCUGUUACGUGCACUCGGCGAUCCUUCCGACGUUUCAUCGCCGGUGUUACUGGCUACUGCAGAACCCGGACGUUGUUCUCGUCCAUUAUUUGAACGUCCCUUAUCCGGACGGUGAUGCGAAGCUGGCGGCCCUGCCACCCUGCCUCGCGUUGCCGCCAGACAAGAAGGAGUGGACGCGAGACGAGCUAGCGUCGCAAUUAAGGCCCAUGUUCCUCGGUGGAGAUGACGAUCCGAACAAUCCUCAUCUCACGCAGCACUCGAACCAUCCUGUCGACAUGAUAGUCUCUCAACUGCUCGAUAGGCAGAGGGCAUCCUCCACUUCCACCACCAGCAACACUCAACUCGCACCUAGGAGACUUACGCCCGACAAUCAGGUCACUUCAACAACGGGAGGUCAACAACAAUCGACGACGGCGGCUCCGGCUCCCCGCGUGUAUUCAAGACAUUCCCAUUCCACUCAGAGUCAACAGCCGGCUCCUCUAGUUUUAAGUUUGCAACAAAUUCAAGGCGGUGGUGGUCUUCUGAUACUCAACAGUCAACCAUAUCAUCAUCAGCAGCAGCAGCAGCAGCAGCAACAGCAGCAGCAGCAACAGCCGCAACAACAACAACAGCAGCAGCAGCCGCAGCAGCAGCAACAGCAGCAGCAACAGCAGCAGCAGCAGCAGCAGCAGCAGCAGCAGCAGCAGCAGCAGCAACAGCAGCAGCAAAGUCAGCAGGUGGAGAUGCAACAGGUCACAGAGCAACAAAUCGUAUCGCAGGCCAGCGUCGACCGAGAACAGCAAACGCAGCAAGAAAUCGACGCGCAGGAGAGUAUGGACAGAUCUGCCGUGCAAUCUCUGCCAAUGGGCGGUUCCGGCUCCGAGGUGACUGAUUUCGCGGAGACGCUGGAUCUGAGUCAGGAAGAUAUUCAGAGGACACUGUCGGCCAACAUGGUGCCCCCGUCGCCGUCGCCUUCGCCGGCGGACAACAGCAUGAUCAAUCCGAUGGACUUUAUCGACUCGUCGGACGACGUGCUGGUCAAUCUGGACGCGUUCGACGUAUUCGGCGAUUUGCCGGAGCUGCACGACUUCGAGGCCGAGCAGACGAAGCACGAGGAACAGCGAGGUGGUCCCGAGAAUGACGUCGGAUGUCAUCCUGGUACAACCGUCCAUAUUGCAGAAUAUAGUCCUGAGUGGAGUUACACCGAGGGUGGUGUAAAGGUAUUAGUUGCUGGUCCGUGGACCGGCGGUAGUGGUUCUCAGUCGUAUUCGGUACUUUUCGACGCGGAACCAGUCGAGGCAUGCCUCGUGCAACCAGGCGUGCUGCGUUGCCGAUGUCCCGCACACGCGCCAGGAAUAGCGUCCCUCCAGGUGGCCUGUGACGGUUUCGUCGUGUCCGAUAGCGUUGCCUUCGAAUAUCGUAGAGCGCCAACAAGCGAACCUAGCCCAGAGAAAGCUCUGCUGGACCGUCUUGCGGACGUCGAGGCCCGUCUGCAGGGUCCCGGUCCGCCGUCUCCCGCGGCUCAUCUGGAAGAGCGACUGGUUGCUUAUUGCCAGGAUGCUGUUGUCCGUCCUUGGCGAACUGGAGCGGAACCUCUUCAAUCCGGUGGGCCUACCCUCCUGCACCUGGCGGCCGGAUUGGGAUACUCCAGGUUAGCCUGUGCACUCCUUCACUGGAGAGCAGAAAAUCCUAGUAGUGUUUUGGACGCCGAGGUCGAUGCUCUUAGGCAGGAUAGCGCCGGCCUUACGCCACUUGCUUGGGCUUGUGCGGCAGGGCACGCCGACACCGCCAGGAUUCUUUACAGAUGGAAUGCUAUGGCACUACGCGUGAGGGACUGUCAGAAUAGAACGGCGACCGAACUGGCCGCGGAGAACGGUCACACGGCGAUCGCCGAAGAACUGAAUCAGCUCGAGACCCGAAGGCAAGACGAGAGGCUUUUCUUGCGACCCGCCAGCCCUAGCCCUAGGCGGCCAUCUCAAGACAGCGGUCUCGAUCUGGCGUUGUGUGGCUCGCCGUUGCUGGACAACAUGGAAUUGUUGCAAGAAGACGAGUCGUCAUUAGGCCUCAGCGAACAGGGAAUGGAGAGCGCUCCGACCCCUCAGGAGACCGUAGGGGAAGAAGACGCGAGGGUGCUGACAUUGGCAGAACAAAUUAUAGCAGCGCUACCGGAAAGGAUCAAGAGGGCGGAGGGUGAUUCUCCGUCUUCCUCGCCACCACCACUCACGGCGCCUCUGUCACCCUUGGAAGACGCUCUCAUGGAACAAAUGCCUCUCGACUCCGGGGAACUGUUCGACUCGUAUCGCGACUGCAGCGGUGGCGCAGCCUCGGUAUCGGACGUCGACGCCGACGCCAGUCCCUCGAGUCCCUCCAGCAGUUGCCUGACGCCGGACUCGCCGUCCCCGCCGCCCACCACCGCCGAUUUCUGCGAGUUUCUGCAGCUGCAGCUGCAACUCGACGGUAACGGUAACGCUCGCAGCGGGCAGUACUACUCGUCGAACGGCGGCGGUGAGCGCAAGUUGAACGGCAUGCUCGGUUCCGGGGCCAUGACGGUGGUCGGCGUCGGAAACGGCGACGGCGAGGCGGAUCUCAGCAGACUGACGUUGUCCGAUCGCGAGCAGAGAGAGCUCUACCACGCCGCCAGGAUGAUCCAGAAGGCGUAUAGAAAUUACAAGGGUCGCCAGAGGCAGGAGGAGGCCGAGAGGCACGCCGCCGUUCUGAUCCAACAAUACUAUCGCCGUCACAAACAGUACGCUUAUCACAGGCAAGCCACGAAAGCAGCGCUGGUGAUCCAGAACAAUUAUCGAAAUUAUCGCGCGCGGCCGGGCUCGGCCAGCGCGAGGCAGCAGGCGAUCCAUCAGCAGGCGGCUCAUCAGGCAGCGAGGAAGAUCCAGCAGUUCAUGCGGCAGUCCAAGAUCAAACUGCAGAACGCCAAGGCCGUCGCAAACGGGAGCGGGAGGCCGCCAGCGGUCAUUUCACGGGCGGCUGCUGUCCCCCAAAGCUCGCUCUCAUCUAGCCCAGGGGCCAGCCUAGUAGCCGCCAGCCCGGGGGUCACCUAGUCGACUGUCAGUCCAACGACACGCGGUGCAGCGGUAACGACAGCUCGGCAGCGAAAUAACACGGCCGGUGAGACGAGAGUCGUUUGGUGAACGGGAGCCCCGGAUCGGCCGUCGCGACGCCCUGAGGGAGUAUGCGAGUCGCCGUUAACGGCGACUAUGACUACUACGAGAGGGUACCGGACGUACGACACGGAUGAUAUACGGUUUUGUUCUCUGCGUCUCUGAUUUUUGCGUACCCGAAUGGUUGACCAAAACGUCAAGUCUUUAAUACCUAUCUCUUUCAAAUCUAUCUUUCGCCUCUCGCUAUUGAGUUAACACCGCGUCUCAUUCUCGUUCGCUAGUUUAUUUUGCUUGUAUUUUACUGCUAUUAUCGCACUCCCUGCAACCUCCUCGAACGAGUACUUGGAGUAGCAGCAAACGGGCGAACCUAUCGUAAGUGGGUUUGCUGCUGAAAAAAAAAAAAUCUAUACGAGAUCGAUCUGACUGAGGAAAAGCUUGUAGAAUACAGUUUCCUCCUUUCGCUUAACAUGUAAGAUAUAUACAUAUGUAUCUAGCGUACCGUGUCUCCUCAGGAGUACGAGAACCGCUUGGUCCGACACAUACGUUGAUACUUUACUACUACAUCGCGACAACAUCGAAGUUGACGAGCCGUUCCCGUGAUACUUUUUAUUAAAUCCUUGUGUGCACCGAGCUGGAAUCGCACAAAAUCGUUGUCGCUUAUGUAGAUUCAAGUAGUUCGAAUCUGCCGCUGGCAGAUUCUACGGAACUUUUGCAGGUCCUUUUAAAACGAGAAAUAUUUCUUCGACUCUCGAGGCUCUUUGUAAAUAAACAUAUUUCUCCUUUGAUGACACCGGUCGAUCGGAUUUGAAAUCUUUUUGAAGACGAAAACCGCGUAAACUGAUUAUAUGAAUUCUGAAAAUUGUAGCAUGAUAAAAUGUAGCGAUCGUUUUUAAUUGCAAUUUAUAUUAUUUUCACAUUUCACAAUUUAAUUUAAUAAAUCUCGGUAUCGUAAUUUUUAAAUUUUUGAAACAUUAGAAAUAAGAUAUAAAAAUUAGUUAAAGAUUUCUUUUUAUCUAAAAAUGAGAAUUCUGUCGACUUGUGUCAUUAGUAUCGUACUUUUCAUAUCGACGUAAUUUUACUAUUUUUACAACAAAAAAGUAUUUGUGUAGAGAUUAUUGUUUAUUUUUUUGACAUGAUUACAUGCACCAUAUAAUCUUAUUUGCGUAGCAAACAACUAAUAUUUUCCACUCUUGUUUACGAUACGUUCUCAUCGAUUUUUGCUCCUACAUUUACAAUUCUAAUCGAUUUAGACGAAACUGCGGCUAGGACCGUAUCGAGGAGGGAUAGCGUCUGCGAAGAAAAAAAUAGAAGAUAAUCUCGAUCGAAAGAGAUUUAUUUUAAGUUCAUGCGAGAAUCUUUGUAUUUGAACUUUUUCGUAUAAUUGUUUCUUUUUUAUUCAUGGAUUUUGGGUUUAACUGACGCUAAUAGACACUAAUUAAAUUAAUGAAUGAUUGAACAAUCAGAACACGCAGGAGCGGUGUGAAAUUGAUUUUAAAAGUAGUAACGAGUUACAUUUUAACGAUUUUAAUAAGAUAAGUCUUGCAAACAGGCAAAGGUGAAAUUCUGAGUUGAGACUCAGAAUAUUAAUGCUUUACGAAACUAGAUUUUUUUUUUAUUUCAAUCGGUUUUAUUAUCUAUAUUUUUACAAGAAGCGUAGUUAAAUUUAAUCGAUACGCGAAGCUGGGCGCACCACAUUCCUAUCAUUUAGCGCAAAUCUGAUAGCGCAGCAUCCAGAAUCCACUGUACAUAAUUAGAUGAGAACCUAUUGUCGUUCAUCAUGUGGCAGAAACGGUCUCUUUCGUGUACGGUUUGCUUAAGAGACGCAAAGUGAACGAAGAGGGCUGUACUUUGAUUUUAGAAAACUUUAGAGGGAGUGAAUGAGAGAAAAGAGUGGGAAACGGAGCGAGGAGAGAGCACAAAGGGGAAGGAAUUAUUACAGGAGACUUAAAAGAAAAAAAGAGAGAAAAAAAAGAAAAAAAAAAUGAACGGGCCCUUCGUCCAAAGGGUGCAAUUUCAUCCACGGGCUGUGCUAGUCACAGUAUAAUCAACUUCGUAGAGUUACUUUUUAGAACGUAAGCUAGUCGAUUACACAUUGUUACAAAAAACUACCUACCGUUUCUCUCUCCGAUAGGGGAUUUUUUUAAAGGUUCUCUAGCGUAAAGAUAUAAUUAGCGGUAAAAUUAAGGGCGUAGUUGAAUGCGGACGCGCACGCGGUCGCGCGCGAUUGCACGGCGCGCGAAGGGCGUGAAUUGUCCCGGCGUUCAAAGCUUUGAUCGGGUGGACAAACGUCUAUUGUGAUAAAUUAAAUGGUGAUCCAAGAAAGUAUUUCCGCGCAACGGGACAAGGGGAGACGGAGAUAAAGAAUCCACGUGUCUCCGACGUAUGUACGUCCCUGUGUGCGUGUUACCGCACGCGGGAGCUCUCGCUGAGGUGUGAAAAAGAGAAAUGGCGACAGAGAAAAAGAGAGUGAGAGAGAGAGAGAGAGAGAGAGGAGAUAGACAGACAGACGAAUGAAGAGAUCUGAGAGAUAAAAUUGCGAGCCGAUAUUACGCCGUGCGGGAUCUGUCGGGGGAGUAAUGUGUGUCGAUACCGCGCGUCGUAAGAUGUAAGGAAAAAGGGUGCUGCGGAUUUUCGAAUUACCGAAUUUCCUUGAGACAGUAAGUCAAUCCAUAUCGACCCUCUCCCCUCGGGGUGUGUUUCGCAGACUCACAGCGGGUUGUGAGAUCUAAUGGAACGCGACGUAAUUGCGGAGCGCGAGAUGGGGUAUUACCACAAUAUAUAUUGUACACAUGAGUCAAUUCCAACGAGCAUUUUCAUGCCAUUAAGCUUAAAGGGUUAUUAGUUAUUAAAAAGGGAGAUGUGACGUGCGAGGGAAGCGAGAUAAGGACGGGAGGAGGGAAGGAAGGAAGGAAGGAAAGGAGGGAAGAUAACAAAUUCUUACACUCUUUUAAUCAUUGUUAAUUAAUUAAAAUAAUCACGAUCCUAUCGAAAUACUUAAAAAAAAAUGAGUAAAAUAAUAAUAAUUAUUAUAUACACAAGAAAAACUAUUAUUAUAUAUAUUCAUAUUUUUGCUUAUUACAUAUUUAAGAAUCUAAAUAAACGAGGGCUAGCGAUUAUAAACGUAGCGGGCACGAGAAGCGUUAACGAUAACGACGAUGAUAAGGAUGAUGAAUAAAGUCUCAAGUUAGGGAUAAUUCUAGUUAGUCGGGCUUGUCGUUAUGCGUGGCAAUCAGGAUUCCGAAUUUAAGAGAUAACGAAGAAAGACGGCACGCGCGCGCGCGCGGUCUCGGCGGAGGGACGAAGUCCUCGGCGCAAUCUCACGCAACCGAGGACGGGGUGCACACUUGUACCGCUUUUCACCGGGGUGUCUGCGCAAGACAAGUCGAAUACAAUAUUUUUUACCCGCGGAACGGCGGACAGGGAAUGGCCGACACCGCGCGAGAUUUCCGAAGUUUCGCCGUUGCUCCACACAUUCAUUGCAUAAUUAACCACGUUAUACACCGAGGGCAAGCUGGGCGAAGGGUAUACUAGUUAGACCGAGGGCUGAGAGACGGGACGGUGAAUGGGGACGAGUUGAAGGGGAGGUGACCGCUGAGAAAAAGAGUAAUUUUAAUUAAAAAGACAUCGCUAGGAUAGGCGCUUCGAAUGAAUACAUAAACUUUAAAAGUCAUUUAUAAUACAAAUUAUUCUCAAAAUAUAAAGAAGUUUAAUAAGUAAAGGAGAAAAAAAAAUUUUUAAAUUCUACGUAAGGAAGCCAAGAGUCAAAGACGACUAGAUGAUAGGAGCCGCAUGGCCUAACUGCUGCCACUUUAAUUAAUUAAAUAAAUAAUUAUAACUUUAUUACUCAAUUAAUCUCGAUACAACAGAUGGGAAAUAAUGGAAAAAAAAAGAAAGAAAUCUAUAACACACUCUAUCUCAUGCCACUUUUCAAACUACUCUCUAGAUGCAGAGACGAAUCAGUAGGUAUAUUUAAUAGCGGACUACUAAAAACAAGAUUAAAACUAACAGGAAUUAAUUCUUCUCC
This is a messenger RNA of Wasmannia auropunctata (little fire ant), 8627 nucleotides long. RefSeq names its product calmodulin-binding transcription activator 2 (gene Camta). Gene Ontology annotation, biological process: regulation of transcription by RNA polymerase II. Bases 671 to 4543 code for a protein of 1290 amino acids. Gene Ontology annotation, cellular component: nucleus. NCBI's taxonomy places the organism in Eukaryota, Metazoa, Arthropoda, Insecta, Hymenoptera, Formicidae. The record is from RefSeq and is a predicted model, not a curated record. The transcript is spliced from 15 exons. Gene Ontology annotation, molecular function: protein binding; double-stranded DNA binding; transcription coregulator activity.